AUCAAACCAUAUGCUUAAAAAUUGAGGUGGAACAAGAUAUACGACUUGCUUGUCGUGUCUACUAAAUCAGCCAGAGAGAUCUUUGAAGGCUUCUUGCCAUCUCCGAUCUAGCAAGGUGUGGGAAAUGGUAAAGGAACACCUUCAUGGCUGUACAGGUGCAGUGCAACAUCUCCUCUGACCUGGUCUGUUAUGAGGAAGGAUCAGGCCCGUUUGCUGUCAUCAUUAUUCCAAGCUUGCUGGCUCUCAGCACAUUGAUAGUCGUGUCUCAAAUAAUAUGGAGCUUCUUUACCAAAAGAUCAUCUCCUCGGGUGGCCACAGGCUCACAUACACAUGUAAAUGCUUUUUUAGAAGGAGAACCUGUACCAGUGGGCACAGUCUCUGGGACUCUGCAGCCUGCACAGGAUAAACUUGGUCCAUGGGAGAUACCUGCUCAGUGCACCCUUGAAGGGGUGGAACUCUUUCAAAUGGGACACUAUGGACCCAUCUGCAAGGGUCAGCUAAAACAAGACAGCAUAUCCACUGCUGUAGUGAUUAAAAUUCUAAAAGACAGGUCAAAUCAGCAUGAGGCUAAAGAAUUUGUGGAUUUGGUCCUCUUCCAUGCAGCAGUAAGCAAACAUGAGAAUAUAGUGAAAAUGUUAUACUGCCAAACACGCUGCACGCCCAUGUACCUGGUUUUGGAAGCAAGCAUUCCAGGGAACCUUUUACAUUUCCUCUGGAGUCUUCGAGAGGAUAGAUCUGGGACAGGUGAUAACUUGCAAGCGUUUUCAGAGAGGUCUGUUUAUCUAGUAGCUAAACAGGUGGCGGCAGGUCUGGACUACCUACACUCCUACCAUAGAGUUGUUCAUGGGGAUGUUGCAGCCCGAAACAUGUUGAUUAGUUCAGGGUUCUUGGUCAAAGUCUCUGGGUUGGACUUGGCUUUUAAGAGCCGACAAGCAAGGAUCAUUGACAAGGAAAUGGAAGCCAAUGUACCAGUAAAAUGGCAAGCCCCAGAACGGAUCAUGAGGCAUCCCCUAACAGACAGGAGUGAUGUAUGGUCCUUUGGAAUCCUGCUUUAUGAGAUGAUAACCCUGGGCUCUCCUCCCUAUCCUGAUCUGGAACCAUCAGAAGUGCUCCUUCAAACUUUAGCCAAUUACAGAAUGAAAAGACCAGAAAAAUGUGGAGCUCCAUUAUUUGAUCUAAUUAAGUACUGCUGCAUGUGGAAUUUCAAGGACCGGCCUGUGUAUUCUGCCAUUGUCAGACUUCUGGACUCUUACAUUUACCUCGCUGACACAAGACCUCUUUGCUAUGGACAACAGAUAGACAUCUGUGAAUACAGAAAGAAAGCAGGGCUGGCCCCAUGAGCUCUCCGCAUUCAGAGACCAAUUGUGUUUGUGUAUUAAUAUAGUUCUAGAUUCAGUUCUAAUAAGACUGACAUUUCACAUUCAGCUAAAUUGUAUAUUGUGCUCUGACCACGUCGUGAUGGCCAAAACGUCAAUACAGGUCGCCCGACCAAUGGCCAAUAGCAUAGCGGCCUCUAGUGGUAAACUGAAAUAAAAACUGCAAACUGCUCGGGAUUUAAAGCCUGAAAA
Messenger RNA from Myxocyprinus asiaticus (Chinese sucker), 1568 nucleotides. RefSeq names its product tyrosine-protein kinase STYK1-like. The coding region runs from base 144 to 1340 and encodes 398 amino acids. Gene Ontology annotation, biological process: protein phosphorylation; positive regulation of kinase activity; multicellular organism development. The transcript is spliced from 10 exons. Gene Ontology annotation, molecular function: transmembrane receptor protein tyrosine kinase activity; ATP binding. Gene Ontology annotation, cellular component: signaling receptor complex. Lineage: Eukaryota; Metazoa; Chordata; Actinopteri; Cypriniformes; Catostomidae. The record is from RefSeq and is a predicted model, not a curated record.